UGUACCGGUAGGCGGUGAAAGUGGUCAGAGAGCUUUGGUCUAAAUUUCCUGAUGGCAAAGUGCUUAAAACCGCCGCUAUUAAAUUGGCGUGUUUCGUCCUAAUUUUCUUUGAUGAGAUUAUUGCUUUUCUCUCUUUUAAAUAUAAAAAACCGAUCAUCUUCAUUGCCCAAACCAUCUCAAAAGAAGAAAAGAAAAAAAGGAAGAAGCUUUUUUUUCUCAAAAACCUCUCUCCUUUCUUCUAAAAAGCUGCGUCUUUUGUACGAAUCCAUUCCGUCUCUUUGUUUCCUCCUCUCCGAUCAUCGCUGCACGCUCUGUGGGUUAGCUUGGCUCCAAGGUUGAAGCUUUGUGUAAUCAUGGGUCACAGACAUUUUCCUGGUUCAUCCCAGUUUUUUGAUGAUGAACAUGAUCAAGACUGGAACUAUAUACACCCAGAGCGUCCUUAUACGAAUCUAGCAAGAUCUGGGACCAAUGAGAACAACAGAUCGCAUGUUUAUCCAGCAGAAAACAUGUCGAGUGAAGGAAUGCCAGUUUCUUCCCACUGGAACUCUUCUACAGGACCAAAUGCAUAUACUACUCCAGGUCAUGGUGUGGAGAGGCCACACUACAAUCCAGGCACUUCAGGCCCAUCCAAUGUUCCUUUCAUGAGCUCAACAGUUGCAACUUUCUCUGCUCCACAUGAACACUAUGUGACAUCUGCAUCUUCUUCGAACUGCAUCAGCCAUACAUGGUCAAAUGACAGCUAUGUUGAUCCACCUAUGGAAAAUAUGAGAGGAUCACUGAAGCGGAAAGCCCCAUAUGAUUCUUCCAACUAUGAAAUGGGUAGCUCAAGCCAUUACCACGGUGACAGAGCUUCCUCAGCCAUGCCUUUCCCCUCGGAGAUGCACAUGGGAAAAUCAAUAACUCAUGGUCAGGAUCCUCAUUACAUGCCGUGGCUCAUGGACCCAUCUUACAGAAAUAAUAAUCUCUCGAUGAGGGGGGAGAGUUCUUCAAGGAGUGUCCGGUCUCGUCAUACACCUGAUUUAGAGACCAGCGUAGAUAGAAAUAAUUUGCCAAGAACCUCAGGCUUUGAUUCUCAUCCUGCACACCACAAUGUCGAGCAUUUUAGCUCAGGUCCAUUCCAUGGUCAGCCAUCUCACAGAGAUAAGAACUGGAACUGUCCUAGACUCUCCCCAGUCCCUGGAGAUAUAAGUGGCUUUAGUCCAGAGACAAUUAAUUUUCUUCCUUCAAGAGUUGUUGUCAACAGCACACCUGUUGAUACCUCUGGCUAUCACCAGGGGCUAAUUGGAAACAGAAACUCUGCAGCUCCCCACUGUUUUCCCGGAACGUCAACACAACCUCCAGGCAGCUCCCGCUUCUCUCAUAGGUCGACACCCACCUAUAGAUCUUCAUCAAACGGUCUGCGAUUAGGACAUGUAGCAUCUUCUUCUGCAGACAGGUCUCAUUUGGUUAAUGAGACAUAUCCUUCUAGGCAUCUAAGGCCACCACCACACAUUUCAUGGCGUAGCAGUGGUCGCCCAGGGAGACGCAGGAGUUCCUAUGAGAGGUUUCAGCCUCCUUUCGAUGAAGCUUCUCUCCAUGAACGGUUUUCAUCUCAGGGAUUUAUGGUUGUAGAUCAUCACAGAAAUAUGCUUGAUCACCACAGAGACAUGAGGCUGGACAUAGAUGACAUGACCUACGAGGAGCUUCUUGCGCUCGGAGAAAGGAUUGGGAGUGUCAACACUGGUCUAUCCAACGGAGCAAUCUCCAGUUGCUUGUUAGAGACAACAUAUUACACAUUGUAUCAAACGGAUGAGCCAAGAAAAUGCGCAAUCUGCCUGGAGGAGUACGAAGAAGGAGAAGAGUUAGGGGAACUUAAAGGGUGUGGUCAUGACUACCAUGGUGGAUGCAUCAAGAAAUGGCUCUCUAUGAAGAACUCUUGCCCUAUUUGCAAAUCCCCUGCUUUACCUGAUGCUUCUUCUAAGAAUCCAGAAUAAACUGUAAUUAGAUUAUUAGUUAACCUCCUUUGCUUCAAGGUUAUAUUUUCUGUGUGCAUGCUAUAUAAUAUUAUAUUCAUUGGCCUUUUAUGUUUAAAGAAACUAAACAUAAGUUGUCAUAAGGAUAGUUGUAAAUAGAAUGAUCAAUCUUCAAGGGUUCUUAUAACAUGUUAUAUUUUUC
This is a messenger RNA of Eruca vesicaria subsp. sativa (arugula), 2154 nucleotides long. NCBI's taxonomy places the organism in Eukaryota, Viridiplantae, Streptophyta, Magnoliopsida, Brassicales, Brassicaceae. The record is from the annotation of a GenBank genome assembly.